Gorilla gorilla gorilla (western lowland gorilla) is the source of this 3208-nucleotide messenger RNA. RefSeq names its product protocadherin beta-15. Gene Ontology annotation, cellular component: plasma membrane. The record is from RefSeq and is a predicted model, not a curated record. NCBI's taxonomy places the organism in Eukaryota, Metazoa, Chordata, Mammalia, Primates, Hominidae. Gene Ontology annotation, molecular function: calcium ion binding. Gene Ontology annotation, biological process: homophilic cell-cell adhesion.
UCCAAUGAAUCCACAAGCGAUACAUAAUUGCUUACUAAAAAUGAGUUGAGAUCUUCUCCAGUUGGGAAUAUGCUUAACCUGCUAUUUCAGGUGAACUUAACAUAUUUUCUUCUGCAUUUUACUUUUUACUUUAACUUCAGCCUUUAUAUCCACGAUCUUGGCUGUCUCCCUCUUCAAGGUCUCAGUGACUCUCAGCUUCAACAUGUGUGUAUCUCAGUAUUAACAAUAGAUGGUGAUGCUCUUUAUAAAUUAUUUUAGAUACUGUAACAAGUCAACAUAACAAGCCCACAGUCCUUAGGCAAUGUUCACAAAUAAGUUAUCCACAACUCCUUAGGCUACCUAUUGAGUUUGCAUAAUAAACCAGAUUUAGCUAGUAUAUCACUUAAGUUUACACUCCUGAAAUGUUAGAAUGAAUCUCUUCAACUACUGUGCUAGCAGUCAUUAGAUCCAUCAAAGAGAAGAGGCUUUCUUAACCGAAAAUUGCGUUGCUGCAAGGAUUGAUUCCCAGAGCAGAUUGCCUACCGACCCAACAUAGGCAUCCGGACCCUGAAUGCUGUUGGUGUUGGAGAAAUGGAGGCUGAAAAGGAGCCCUUUCCUAGAAUAAGGCAAGUGCUGCUUCUCUUUGUUAUGCUGUCUCAGACUUGUGCCGAGUGGAAUAUACUGUGCGGAGUGGAAUAUACUGUAGCAGAAGAAACAAAAAGUGGUUCUUUUGUGGCCAAUCUAACAAAGGACCUGGGGCUAGAAGUAAGAGAAAUAUACCAGUGGAGGGCUUGGGUCAUUUUUAACAAUAACCAAAAAUAUUUUCAGCUAAACCUUCAGACUGGAGACCUGCAAGUAAAUGAGACAUUGGAUCGGGAAGAAUUGUGUAGACUCACUGAGCCUUGUGUGCUGCAAUUCCAAGUGUUACUGGAAGAACCUUUGGAGUUUAAACUUUUGGUCAGUGACAUAAACACAAUUCCCCUGUAUUCCCAGAAGCAGAAAUUAUUUGAAAUCAUGGAAAAUACUCCUUCAGGAACUGUGUUUCCUCUGAAAAAUACACAAGAUUUGGAUGUGGGCAUCAAUAACAUCCAAAACUACACCAUCUACCCCAACUCCCAUGUCCACGCUCUCACCCAAAAUGGCAGUGAAGGCAGAAAAUACCCAGAGCUGGUUCUGGACAAAGCCCUGGAUCGGGAGGAGCAGGCUGAGCUCAGGUUAACUCUCAUGGCAGUAGAUGGCGGGACUCCUCCCAGAACUGAGACUGCUCUGGUCCUCAUUGAAAUCUUGGACAUCAAUGACAAUGCACCUGAGUUUGUGUAGCCACUCUAUCAGGUGCAGAUAUCAGAAAACAGCCCCCUGGAAUCCCUUGUUGCCACUGUUUCCGCUAGAGAUUCAGACAUAGGAAUUAAUGGUGAGAUAUUCUACUCAUUUUUUUAUGGUGAUGAAGAGAUUUCUAAGACGUUUGCACUUAAUGAACGAAGGGGAGAAAUUAAAAUAAUCAGAAAACUAGAUUUUGAAAAAAUUGUGUCAUAUCAGGUGGAUAUUAAAGCCUCUGAUGGGGCAGGUCUUUCUGGAAAAUGCACUGUCAUAAUACAGGUGGUAGAUAUCAACGAUAACGCUCCGGAACUGACCAUGGCUUCAUUCACAAGCCCCAUCCGCGAAAAUUCUCCCGAGACCGUUGCAGCUCUUUUCAGCAUUCAAGACCGCGAUUCUGGGGCAAAUGGAAGAAUAGUUUGCUCAAUUCAAAAUGAUGUUCCUUUCAUGCUGAAACCUUCCGUUGAGAAUUUAUACUGGCUGUUAACAGAAGGACCACUGGACAAAGAGAUUAGAGCCGAGUACAACAUCACCAACACAGCCACGGACCUGGGGACUCCUAGGCUGAAAACCGAGUACAACAUAACCGUGCUGGUCUCCUACGUCAAUGACAACGCCCCCGCCUUCACCUAAACCUCCUACACCCUGUUCGUCCGCGAGAACAACAGCCCCGCCCUGCAUAUUGGCAGCGUCAGCAGCAGAGACUCGGGCACCAAUGUCCAGGUCACCUACUCGCUGCUGCCGCCCCGGAACCCGCACCUGCCCCUCGCCUCCCUGGUCUCCAUCAACACAGACAACGGCCACCUGUUCGCCCUCAGGUCGCUGGACUACGAGGCCCUACAGGAGUUCGAGUUCCGCGUGGGCGCUUCAGACCGCGGCUCCCCGGCGCUGAGCAGCGAGGCGCUGGUGCGCGUGCUGGUGCUGGACGCCAACGACAACUCGCCCUUCGUGCUGUACCCACUGCAGAACGGCUCCGCGCCCUGCACCGAGCUGGUACCUCGGGCGGCCGAGCCGGGCUACCUGGUGACCAAGGUGGUGGCGGUGGACGGCGACUCGGGCCAGAACGCCUGGCUGUCGUACCAGCUGCUGAAGGCCACGGAGCCCGGGCUGUUCGGCUUCUGGGCGUACGGCACUGCCAGGCUGCUGAGCAAGCGUGACACAGCCAAGCACAGGCUGAUGGUCCUGGUCAAGGACAAUGGCGAGCCUCCGCGCUCGGCCACCGCCACGCUGCAAGUGCUCCUGGUGGAUGGCUUCUCCCUGCCCUACUUGCCGCUCCCUGAGGCGGCCCCGGCCCAGGCCCAGGCCAACUUGCUCACCGUCUACCUGGUGGUGGCGUUGGCCUCGGUGUCGUCUUUCUUCCUCUUCUCGGUGUUCCUGUUCGUGGCGGUGCGGCUGUGCAGGAGGAGCAGGGAGACCUCAUUGGGUCGCUGCUCGGUGCCCGAGGACCCCUUUCGGCAUCUGGUGGACAUGAGCGGCACCAGGACCCUAUCCCAGAGGUACAAGUAUGAAGUGUUUCUGACGCGAGGCUCCGGGACAAAUGAAUUCAAAUUCCUGAAGUCUGUUAUCCCUAAGCAUCCGGGCGCUGUGAAUGAUGGGAGGAAAAGUCCAACUUUGUAAAUGGUUUUGGAUUCAAUUAAGAAUCUGUAGAUUUUUCAGAGCAUUUAGGAUAAAGGUUAGUCCUUUAUCAAUAUAUUAAGUCUCUGUUACGUUUUUUGUGCUAUAUAGAUUUUCUAAGAUUUUCCUGAUUUCAUUUUCCUACUUAAGAUUAGACAUUUUCUUUGAUUAUUUGUUCAUACUUAGUCUCCUUUUAUCAUGUCCAUUUUGAUGAAUACAACUUUCAGGUUUACUCAUUAAUGAAAAGUAAUAUUUGUUCAAUUUAUCAACUUUUCAAAAUCACAGGCUGUUGACUUGAAGA